CAAUAUCACUGGUGACACAAAGAGGAGACAUAUCAGCCGCAUUGCCAGGGCUGAAUCAUAAGAGCCAGUCAAUGGCUAAAUCUUUUAUCGCAGGCUUUCCUCUGUCGUUCAUUCGCUUCUUGUUCCGCUAGUCCAGAGCAUCAUUUUUGCCAACACUUUUCUGUCUUUUUCUUCCACUGUGGGGCUCCAUGGCUCUAGACUAUUCGAAGGUCCCUGUCAAAGCUGGCGAUUUGCGUCUAGUGUCACUUGACAGCUCGGCUGAAGAUAUCACCAAAGCAAAAUGGAAGCUAAGAGUCGUAAGCUUGCAUGAUCCAUUGACGCGCUACUACGCCCUUUCUUACAGAUGGGGAGCGCCUAUCAACGAGGAGCCCUUCAAAUCAUAUACAAACGAGCGUGUUGAGUCUAUCAAAAUUGGCGACGGAGAACUUAAAGUUGCCAGAAACCUGCUGGAUUUUCUAAUCCAGGUCAAGGAAGACGAAGAGUUGAAAGACAAGGAGUUCUGGAUCGACGCGAUAUGCAUAAACCAGGAUGAUGACGAUGAGAGGAGCUAUCAAGUCAGCAACAUGAUGGCUGAGAUCUAUCGAAGAGCAAAUUCUGUCAUUGCGUGGCUUGGGGACUCGGAUGCGCACACGAAGCGAGCUUUUGAUCACAUCUCUAAGGUAGCUGACCGGAAUAUUGUCACAUCGGUGGGUAUACCAACCGGGCGAAGAAGUUCUGAGCAUUCUGAUGGAGACGAGGCUUGUUGGGAGGCCAUUGGAAAGAUCUUUGAUCGGACCUACUGGAACAGAUCAUGGAUCAUUCAAGAACUCGUACUCCCGCAGCAUGUUACUCUCCGCUGCGGGGUUUACGACAGUCGAUCUACCGAGGGAACGACAUCUUCCGCCACAACCUUGAAGGCGUCGCGUAACUACGGAGUGCCGGCGAUUCUCAAAGCAACAAAAUCAUCAAUGGUCACAGAGCACUGGACUACUGUGCUCUUAUAUACGCUGAUACGAUCCCGUGACUGCGAGGCUACAGAUCUUGGGGACAAAGCAUACGCUCUGCUGGGACUUAUUCAGGGUCGUCAGGAUAUUAAACAGUUACCGCCGUUGCUGUGCCCCACAUAUGGAAGCGACUGCAGUCCUGGAAAGACAUACCUCGACAUCGCCACCCAGCUUCUCAGGGACUGUGAGGAUCUGCUCGUUCUCUCUUGUGUAGAGGGUUUUCGCAACGUAAAGUUGAAUGGCGCGGACCUUCCCUCCUGGGUUCCUGACUGGAGUGUUAGAUACCCUCUUGGUCUCAGAGUCACCGGAUAUAAAAGAUAUCAAGCAGAUUCGUUCUUCUUUUCACCAGACACGUAUCUCUCACGAGAAAAGAAGCUCGGUCUUUGGCCUGCUGUAGUGGACGAAAGUGAGCUUGCGGUUACUAUCCACGGAAUGCAAGUCGACAAGAUCUCCUUCGUUGCAGAGUCAAAGCUCGAUAUCUUGAAUUGCAAGCCGUUUCCUAGACUCUUGGAGAUGUUACUGAUGCUGCCUGAAAAGUAUGAAGUCACUGGUGAAGGCCGAAUGGAGGCCUUCUGGCGAACGUUGACGCGGAACACUUCUGGAGAGGUCAGGCUUCCUCAGCCAAAAGGAUCAUCAAUGGGGCCUAGUUUCACAAAAUGGAUACAAGAGAGAAUCCGCUCUGUGGUGACGUCCCCGAAAGACGAAAAUCAAUGGAAGAAGCUCAUGGAAACAUUCAAUCAAUUCUGCCUCCGCGAUGUAGAAUGGGUUACCACCACCAAAAGAUCGGAGCUUGAUGUCUCAUCGAUGGAGUUUGGCUCGCAAUUCGCAUAUGGGGAGUACCUUCGACCGUUCAUAACAGAGAAAGGGUACGUUGGACUAGGGUCACAGAAUUUGCAGGAGGGAGAUACAGUCUGGGUGGUGCCACGAUCACGGGUGCCUUUAAUAUUCAGGCAGAAUGGAGAGUUUGAUCAACAAGGUGAUCACCAUUGCCAGUUGAUAGGAGGGGCAUAUCUCCACGGAUUCAUGGAUGGACACGAUAUUCUUUUUCACAAUAUAAGCUUCUACACAAAAAGCUUCCACGAUGUUGGAUGGUACACACCCUCCGCAACAUCCGAGAUAAGCCCCAAUACUCUCUCACGAAUGGGCAAUCUGGCCCACAGCACCCACGUCCUCGUCAGUUUAAGAUAA
This is a messenger RNA of Fusarium redolens, 2171 nucleotides long. Its product is annotated as heterokaryon incompatibility protein-domain-containing protein. The transcript has 3 exons. The record is from RefSeq and is a predicted model, not a curated record. The coding region runs from base 189 to 2171 and encodes 660 amino acids. Lineage: Eukaryota; Fungi; Ascomycota; Sordariomycetes; Hypocreales; Nectriaceae.